UAGUCUGCAGGGCUAAGCGGAGCCUGAGCUGCAGCUGAAGGAAAAAGCCUGCUGGAGUUUGGACUGAAAGGAGCCGGGAAACUCACAGCUCUCUGCCUCUCUCUCUCUGUCUCUCUUGAGUGUGUGUGAGUGAGUGUGUGGCUCCUGCAACCUGUUGUCGUCUCAGAAAACUUUUGACUGCUUCGCUGCGAGGUUAUGGACUAUUAACUGGAGACUUUUUAAAACACCUUAACUUCACAGCUAAGAGCAGUCUAAAUCGCCGCCAGCACUCUCAAAUCACCCACAGCCUCCACACAAGCAGAGACCAUGGGCAAACAGAACAGCAAGCUCCGUCCCGACGUGAUGCAGGACCUGAUGGACAACACGGACUUCACCGAGCACGAGAUCACCGAAUGGUACAAGGGCUUCUUGAGGGACUGCCCCAGCGGCGCACUCUCCAUGGAGGAGUUCAAGAAGAUCUACGCCAACUUCUUCCCAUACGGCGACGCCUCCAAGUUCGCUGAGCACGUCUUCCGCACGUUUGACGCCAACGGAGACGGGACUAUCGACUUCAGGGAGUUCAUCAUUGCCCUGAGUGUGACCUCACGUGGCCGCCUGGACCAGAAGUUGAAGUGGGCGUUCAGUAUGUACGACCUGGAUGGGAACGGGUACAUCAGCAAGGCAGAGAUGCUGGAGAUUGUAUCGGCCAUUUACAAGAUGGUGUCAUCUGUGAUGAAGAUGCCUGAGGAUGAGUCCACACCUGAGAAACGCACAGAUAAGAUCUUCAGGCAGAUGGACACAAAUAGAGAUGGUAAACUGUCCCUGGAGGAGUUUGUCGAGGGAGCGAAGAACGACCCCUCCAUCGUCCGGCUGCUUCAGUGCGACCCCAGCAGUGCUGGACAGUAGACACCCGGACAUUUUCCCCCCUGUUGCAGUUUGAUUUCAUUUAACAAGGUUUUCAGAAUCUCUCCUGGCUGAUCCACCUGAUAUCUUUGACAUUUGUUCACCUGAGCUAUAGAGGUGCAUGCAGUGACACACACACACACAAACCCA
Scomber japonicus (chub mackerel) is the source of this 1032-nucleotide messenger RNA. Its product is annotated as neurocalcin-delta B. Gene Ontology annotation, cellular component: cytosol. The transcript has 4 exons. NCBI's taxonomy places the organism in Eukaryota, Metazoa, Chordata, Actinopteri, Scombriformes, Scombridae. Bases 307 to 885 code for a protein of 192 amino acids. The record is from RefSeq and is a predicted model, not a curated record. Gene Ontology annotation, biological process: calcium-mediated signaling. Gene Ontology annotation, molecular function: actin binding; calcium ion binding; tubulin binding.